Oryza sativa Japonica Group (Japanese rice) is the source of this 1024-nucleotide messenger RNA. RefSeq lists its product as uncharacterized. Lineage: Eukaryota; Viridiplantae; Streptophyta; Magnoliopsida; Poales; Poaceae. The record is from RefSeq and is a predicted model, not a curated record.
UUCACAGUCCAGGACUGGAGCUGUGGUCCGGUGGAGGUUAUAGAGAAGAAGCAGAGAGCAAGAAUGGCUGGGCUGUAUGAGAGACCGUCGGAGACGUACACCAAGAAGCGGCCUCGGUACCCUGACGCUUGGUUCUCCAAGCUCGCCGCCCUCACAGCCGGCCACCACCGCGCCUGGGACGCCGGCUGCGGCACCGGCCAGGCCUCCAUCAGCAUCGCGGAGCACUACGACAGCGUGGUCGCGACGGACGCGAGCGAGGGGCAGAUCCGCCACGCCGUCGCGCACCCCAAGGUGCGGUACCUGCACACCCCGGUGGACCUCUCCGAGGACGACCUCGUCGCCAUGGUCGGCGGCGAGGGCUCGCUGGACCUCGUCGUGGUGGCGACCUCCAUCCACUGGUUCGACAUCCCGCUCUUCUACGCCGUGGCCAACCGCGUCCUCAAGAGGCCCGGCGGCGUCCUCGCGGUGUGGGGCUACAACUACGAGAUCCACCCGUUCGAGGACAAGCUGCACGGCCAGCUGUACCCGGCCAUGCGCCCGUAUAUGGACCCGAGGACGAGGCUGGCCAUGGACAGGUACCGCGACCUGCCGUUCCCGUUCGAGCCCGUCGGCGUGGGCCGCGAGGGCGAGCCGGCCGACGUCGACAUAGAGGUGGACAUGACGCUGGACGACCUCGUCGGGUUCCUGAAGACCGGCUCCGUCGUGACGACGGCGAGGGAGAAGGGAGUAGACCUGGAGGCGGUGACCAAGGACGUGAUGAAGGGGGUGGAGGCGGAGUGGGGAGACCCGGCGGUGGCGAGGAAGCUCGUGUUCAAGGCCUUCAUGCUCGCCGGGAAGCCCAAAGUGCUGAACUGAAACGUACGCUGAACCGCUGAUUGCUGAUCAUUGGUCAACCGCGUCUUGUUUCGUUGCGAUAGAUUGGUGACUUCACCAGAAUAAAUUCCGGAGAGACGACUGAGGCCCUGUUUAGAUGAAACUAUUUUUAAGUCCCUAUCAUAUCGGAUGUUUGAAAAUUAAUUAUAAA